CAAAAUUGGUCAGGAUAUGAAAUAUGGUACAAUUAAGUAUUGAGUCCAUUUCUAUUCAGGGAUUUUAUCAAAUAAGCUUAAUGGAAUUUGAUUGUAUUUGAGGAAUCUCUCAAUUGAGACAGCAUAUAGUUUUUAUUUUGUCAACGAGCCUUAACUCAAGUGGUGUCGGACAGCAGAGAUCUUAAGUUCAAAUUUCAUGUAAUUAAAAAAUAAAAUAAAAAAUAAAAAAAGAGUGAGUUGCCACAUAAGCAAAGGUGUGAUUCUCUCGUAUCCUCCACAUCCAAACACACCCCAAUGACAGAAUAAGGUAACUUCAUUUUAAAAGGACCGUUGGAGCCAAAAGACACGCCCUUUAGACUGUAACGGCUACUUACCAUUUGAAAAAAAACAAUAAACCCUCUUUGGAUCCCAGCCAAAAAUCUUCACAUUCUUCUGAUCACCAAAUCCCAAAAGAACAAAAAUCUUCUCAUUCUUCCCUCAGAUCUCACAAUUCCUUUCGAACUCUUCAUCAUUCUCUUCUGCGAUUCUUGAUCCUCGUUUUCGUCUCAGAGAUUAGCCAUGGACCUCGGCUGCUUGGACUUGGGUUGCAUCUCCGUGUCAGACAAGCAAGGCACUAACGACGCCGUUCUUGAUUCCGACAACAAGGAAAACGACGCCACGACCACCGCGAGCCCCAAGAUCGGAAAGAAUAAAAAUUUGAGAGAGACUAGCCUAUCGACAUUGAAUUCUCUUAACAAAUCACAAAUAAAGAAGCCUUCUCAUCGUAGGACCUCUCCUCUGAACUGGUUCCCGCGAAAAAAAGGGGACUCCUAUUUGAAGAGGAAGAUCAAAAUGCUGCAGGAAGUAGAUGGCAUGAAUUUAACUCUCGAUGAGACUUUAGGGGAUUCUAAUCCGCAUUACUCAAAAGUCCUAAGGGAAAAAAUGGCAGCAAAAGAAGCUGCACAAAAGGCAAUGGAGGCACGAAAAGCAGCACUGGUGGAAGCAUCUUGGUGUCGCAUUCUUAGGGCAUCCAGGAUUCAAAGCAAAGAAGCAGAAGCACAGCUGUUGAAAGCAGACAAGGCUGCAGCCGAAGCUUUUGAAGAGGCAACAGCUGUGGGAGUUAUCAUGUUUGACAAACCAAAUUGCCCUCGGAAGCCAUGUAAAAUAGAAACAUCCACUGUUAAUGGAGGAGAGUCUACUACUCACACAGUCACAGCAUCUUUUGAGACUGCAUUUGACGUUGAUAAAGAAGUAGCUGCAGCUGUUAAAAUUGCAUUAGUAAGGCUUGGAAAUUCUCCUUCUUUUAGUAAAGAUGAAUUCAAAGAUCUGCUCCGAAAAAUUAGUGAGAAUCCUGAUACAAGUGAAAAUAAUCAGGAAUCGUCUGAGUUUACUUCAGAAUGUGAAUCAGAAUCUGGAUCAGAACUUGAAGUAGUAUCCCAGAAAGAUACUAUCAUUUCCCAAGAUUUGGAUCAUAAGAUGUCAGGUUUUGAGGAAAGACAGAGUAAAAACAGAAGGCAGUCAUUUGGUAAGCUUAAUAUGGCAAAGAUAGCAGACAUGAUGCUUGAGAGGCUUCAAUGUUUGCAAGAAGAUGAACUCUCCUCUCUUGCCACUAUAGUUGCUACUUGUGGUUUAAAUGCUGCCUUAACGGAAGUUGAAAAUAGCAAGCUUCAUGAUCAAGGCUCUGCUGCUGAGACCCUUCCACAAAGAUUUGGAGCGGCAAAGCCUGAAUACUUCAGAGAUGGGCAGGUGAGAAGGAAGCAAACUACAUCAGAACUCCCAAGUCUAGACAAGUUUUUAGUUAAGCACAUGACCAAACUUGAGAAAGAAGUGCAAGAAGCCAAGAAUAGAAGGAAUAAGUUGACGGAAAAAACUGAAACUGUUGAUGAGAAGGCCAAAUUAGAUAACAUUGGAAAUACCUCUGAAACCAUUCCAGGCCUGGGAAGCAUUUUUCUGAAGCAUGGUUCAAAAUUCGAAAAAGAGAUUGAAGAGGCAAAGAAAAAUUCAAGUGGACAUUUUGAAAUGCUUCAAAAGAGUUCACAGAGAAACAAAAUAUCUUCUGAUGCCAUUCCUGACUUGGAAAGUAUGCUGAUUAAACAUUCUUCAAAACUUGAAAAGGAAGUUGAAGAGGCCAAGACGAAAUUUGUGAAAACAUCUGCUACGAGUGACCAAAAAUCAGUAGUGGGCAGUCGUAAAAAAGAACAUGUCUCAGAACUCCCCAGCCUAGACAAGUUCUUAGUGAAACAUGUCUCAAGACUUGAGAAGGAAGUCCAAGAAGCAAAGAAUAGAAGGAGGACUGAUGUACAUGAAGGAGUUAGGUUUCCUUAUCUGAGGAAGAAAAUUGAUUCAUUUGCAUCAGUUGCACAACAAAAGAAAAUGGCUAUUUCUUCUUCUGAGGAAGGAUCAGAGGGGAAAGAAAAUUUAGACUUAAACAAGGAUGUUGAGGAGCAUUCUAGGAUGGAGCAAAAUGAAGUUGGGUCUUCACCGCAGAAUCCUAGUGCAGAGGAAAUAAACUCACUUCAGAAUACGAUGGCUGAAACUAAAGAGACUGAAGAUGGUUUAGACAAGAUUAUGGUCAAACCAGUCCACUGGUUGGAAAGGGAGAAAAUCCAAGCCUUGGCAAUGGGAAACAAUUACGAAUAUCAUACGCUCAAAAAGAAAAAGGGAGAAAGCAGUGUUACUCAAUGUGAGAGCUUGGACAAAGUUUUGGUAAAACAUGUUUCCAGACUGGAGAAAGAGAAGAUGAAGCAACAGUCAGAAGACGAAGCAACUGAAGUGAAAAGAAGUAAUGCAAAACUGCCUUCACAUAUGGAAGAAGCAUGUGGUUUGGACCAAAUUCUGGUUAAACAUAAAUCAAGGCUUGAAAGAGAAAAGGUGGCUGCUGCUCAGCAACCAGAAGAACAAACCAGAUUCUCUGUAACUCGUAAAGAAGCAAGGGAGAGAGAACUACAAGAACAAUGGGGAGGUUUAAGCUUAGGAAACUCCAUGAAGCCACAUGUCUCGAAACUUCAACGAGAUAAGGCCGCUUGGAUUAAAGCUGAACAGGAGGAGAAGAGGCAAGGUACUGGUUUCUCAGAUUGAAGCCGAAUAUUAUAAAAGGAUUGAAGACGGAAAUAUAGUUACAUGUGAACUUUUGUGAAGUCUCUUCAUUUUCUAUUCAGUGAUCAAUGCGAUCAAUGCGAUCAAUGCGAUCAAUGCUUUUUUCCCCCCCUGUUUUUUACCAUAUUGCAUUGUAACAGGAGAAUGAUAAUUGUCUAUAAAUAUAAUCAAUUCAAUUUGGUUAA
Molecule: messenger RNA, 3260 nt
Organism: Prunus persica (peach)
Lineage: Eukaryota; Viridiplantae; Streptophyta; Magnoliopsida; Rosales; Rosaceae
Exons: 5
Coding region: 559-3057 (832 amino acids)
Source: RefSeq, a predicted model, not a curated record